Phlebotomus argentipes is the source of this 2883-nucleotide messenger RNA. Its product is annotated as polynucleotide 5'-hydroxyl-kinase NOL9. The transcript is spliced from 4 exons. Gene Ontology annotation, cellular component: nucleus. NCBI's taxonomy places the organism in Eukaryota, Metazoa, Arthropoda, Insecta, Diptera, Psychodidae. The record is from RefSeq and is a predicted model, not a curated record. Bases 12 to 2831 code for a protein of 939 amino acids. Gene Ontology annotation, molecular function: polynucleotide 5'-hydroxyl-kinase activity. Gene Ontology annotation, biological process: cleavage in ITS2 between 5.8S rRNA and LSU-rRNA of tricistronic rRNA transcript (SSU-rRNA, 5.8S rRNA, LSU-rRNA).
AAAUUCACGAGAUGGGAAAGAAAAAGCACCACAAGAAGAAGCCUCAAGUGGCGUCUAAUUCCCGGGCUCCGGUAAACACCGGGGAAAAGACCAGCAAUGGAGUGGGAAAGAAAAAGCCCAGAUUUGCCAAACAAGGCAGCGUUGGGGCAUCUAAGAAGAGGCAGAAUACCUUCAGGAAGCAAAACACAAAAGGUACAGGACCAAAAAAGCAACUCCCAGAAACUGUAAAUCGCAAUAACAGUAAAGAUGCCCCAAAAGUUGCCAAAACGACAUCUCCCGUUGCCAGUGCAUCGAUGAAGCGAAAGACACCAGCACAAGACAGAAGCAAGGAGCCAAAGCCAAAGAGGAAGAAGGAGAGUCUUCAGUCCCUAGCGUCUCCAGGGCAGUUUGUCAGGCUGAGGAAUCCAGCCACUUCUCCAGAAGAGGUUCAGAAGAAAAAGCCAUCUCUGGCUGUUUGCAAAUUUGAAGCCCAUUAUUCUACUGGAGAGGAAGACUUUGAGGAGUCUGAAGAUUACUUCGAGGACGCUGAUUCAUCUUCUAUUGACGAAGAACUCUCAAGUGGUGAGGAAUUGGAUGAGAAUUCUUCCAACGAUGACGAGUAUUCCAUUGAGGAGGAAGAAGCAGAGGAGGAAUUUGACACCGACACUGAUUAUUCAGAGGAAUAUUCUUCUGAUUAUGAUUCUUCCCCAAUUAAUUACACCAGUGAAGAUGACGAAGAUUAUGAUCCAGGAGAGCAGUAUGAUGAUGUGAUAGUGAGCCAGGGAGAGGCCAAGUAUAGGGAUUUGUCCAGCUCAAGGAUUAAGUUUAAUGAUGAUAGUAUGUCUGAAAUUGUUGAAUAUGUGUCUGACACCGAGGAACAAGUGAAGAAGAAGAGAGAUUCAUCAGAGAUGUUAGUGAAGAAGGACCGCGACACCAGUAAAGCCACUGUUAGUGUUGGGCGCGUACGACUUGACAGACCGCAGAAUGCACCUAAAGAUUCUCUGAAGAUUCCUAAGAGUUCUGUAAAAGGAGCCAAAAUUGUUUGCUCUCGACAUUGUUCACAUGAUCAGAUUUCUCCGGGAAAAGUCACCCAGAUUGAGACUGAAGAAAGCCCUCUCUCUCUUCUCAAACACAAUGACGACGAGGUGCAGAGAGAGCCAGAGCCUGGACCAGAGCAUGAAUCUUCAGAUGAGACUCCAGAACUGGAAACGACAGAGACUUGCGAGGAUGACGAUGAUGAUCCAGGCACGGUGAAAUUCUACAAUGCCAUAGAUUCCUAUCAUGUACUUCUGCAUCUCACCGAAAGUAUUCAUUUCCAUGGAAAUCUCUCCGUCACAUUGAUUUCUGGGAGUGCUUCUAUGCUCGACUAUAAGCUGAAUAGCAACGAAACAGUCACAGCACAUGCUCCAGUUGGAUAUUCGACAGUUAGCAUUACGCCAAAUCCCUCUAAAGUUGUCGAUAACUGGAAGGACUCGUCAGACAUCAAGGAUAUGUUCUUCGAGGAGGAUCUGAAGGAAAUUGAGAGAAAUCUGAAGUCUUCACAUGCACUCUUGCUGCUUCACAAGACCUCCAAUGAGCGUGUGAAAAUGGUCAAGAAGUAUUCAAGCAAUCGAGUCUUUCCCAACAUGAUCACGUACAAGAAGCCAAGACCUUUUUCCUCAACCGAGUAUAUCCUCCAGUGUCGCUUCAGUUUUCACAGCCAGCGCAUUUUCCAAGUGAAUCCGGAUUGGGAGUGGAUUUCUGUGACGGACAAGAGUCGAAUUGUGAUAACUGGAGGAAAAAACGUGGGGAAAACAACACUGAGUCGCCAUUUACUCAAUAAGAAUGUGAAAACAUUCGGAAGAAUUCUGCUGAUCGAUCUGGACAUUGGCCAGCCAGAAAUCUCUCUGCCUCAGACUGUCUCUUAUACGCUCCUGGAUCGACCAAUUCUGGGAAUGGGUUGCUUUGUGGACAAACAACCGGACAAAAGCUACCUCUUUGGCGACCUCAAUGUGGCCAAUGCGCCUCAGAGGUAUUUCGAGUGUGUCUCAAAGCUGAUUCAGGAUGUUCGAGCAGAAGAGGAGUUCAAGAAUAUUCCCUGGAUCGUCAAUACAAUGGGAUAUGUUAAGGGAGUUGGGCUGGAACUGAUGAUUGCGCUGCUGCGACUAAUUGCUCCAACGGACGUUGUGCAGAUUGCUCAUAACAUUCAAUUGGAGAACUUUGACUGCGAAAUUACCACAAAUCUGGUUAAUGAAUGGAACUGGGCGAUACUCAGCGAUGAAGUGGAAUCUCUAAGUCCAUGUGAGGAGUUCAAAACCUUUUGCUACAACACAAUGGUCAGUGGAAACUUGGCUGGAGAUUUGAAGAAGUCCAAGGCUCCGGAGACCAGACAGAUGAACAUUCUCGCUCAUUUGGGAGGAAUUCUGGGAGACAAUUGUGACUGGAUUACUCAGUCUAGGCCAGUUUGUGCGCCGCUGGACAAGAUCAAGAUCUUCAAUUUCACCGACGAAGAAAUCAAUGAGGAGCUGAACUGUGAUUUCUUGAACGCUAAUCUGGUCUAUCUGUGUAAACAGUCCGACGAUAAUGAUAUUCUUCAGUGCCUGGGAAUAGGAAUCGUUCGCGGCAUUGACGAGACUCUGCAGACUGUAUACCUUCUCCCUUCCACGCGCCAAAAUUUGAUAAAAGUCAACACUCUGGCAAUUUGCCACAUCACGCUUCCGCCUCUCUUGAUUCUCAAUCAAAGCUCUGUCGUCCAGGAUGAUGUGCCCUUUAUCUACAAUACAGACGAGGGCAUCGGCUCCAGGAAUGUGGUUUCCCGGGCGUUCAGACCAGAGAAGGCCAUAGUAAACAUGUACGCUAAGAACGUGGUGUGAUAAGCUAAGACAUUUUAUGCAAAGAUUCAUGAAUUAAAACAGAAAUAAGUAA